Molecule: messenger RNA, 1809 nt
Organism: Eriocheir sinensis (Chinese mitten crab)
Lineage: Eukaryota; Metazoa; Arthropoda; Malacostraca; Decapoda; Varunidae
Gene: Mon1
Product: vacuolar fusion protein MON1 homolog A-like
Exons: 9
Coding region: 67-1635 (522 amino acids)
Biological process (GO): endosome to lysosome transport via multivesicular body sorting pathway; protein targeting to vacuole
Source: RefSeq, a predicted model, not a curated record
UGGGUGCCUUGGGUGAGCCUUGCGCCGAGUCUGACAAGCGCCGGGCCUGGGAGUGACAGGAGCGUGAUGGCGGACGGCGGGGCAGCGGUCGCCGCCUCCCUGCCCGUGGGCGAGGCGGUGGGCGACGAGCUGAAGGACGACACGCCGGGGAUCAGCGGGGAGGUCAUGCUGGUCAACACGGACAGCUUCGAGGAGUGCAACCACGACCUGGACACGCAGUUCAGCGGCGGCGAGGACGGGCCGGACUCCCCCCUCAGGAAGGUGCAGCAGGAGGAGGAUAAUGAGCUGGUGGGCGGCAUGGGUAAUGUCUCAGUAACAGAGGAAACUAAGGUGUCCGAGGAGGCUGCGGUAGAAGCAGAGGAUGGGGAGGAGGAGGAUUGUGUGGAUGAGGAGUAUUUGCACAGUCCAGAGUGGAUACAGAAGGAGAAACAUGUCUUCAUUCUGAGCGAAUCUGGAAAACCCAUAUACACCAGGUAUGGUAAAGAGGAUCGGCUGGUUACUCUCUUUGGCCUGAUGCAAGCGCUGGUCUCAUUUGUGGCGGAUGGAGAGGAUAUAAUCAGGUGCAUCGUUGCUGGGGACCACAAGUUUGUGUUUUUGGUAAAGUCGCCCCUCAUCUUGGUGGCUGUCUCUCACUCAGUAGCCAGCAUCCCUCAGCUCAUCAUGCAGCUCACAUACAUUCACAACCAGAUAGUCAGUGUGCUCACAGCAUCGGCACUCACACGCAUGUUUGAAAAGAGGCGGAAUUAUGACUUCCGACACUUGCUGGGGGGAACAGAACGGCUACUUGACAACCUUCUCAACAUGCUGGACUCGCACCCUUCCUUCCUGUUGGGAGGUGUCCAAUGCCUCCCCCUUGCCACUGCAACACGAGACACCAUCACACAGACCAUCAUACAGUACUGCUCCAAAAUCAAAAACCUUGUGUUUGGCCUCAUCAUCUGCCAGAACCAGCUCAUCUCUCUGGUGAGAAUGAAGAAGUUCCUCCUGCAUCCUGCUGAUCUUCACCUCCUCUUCAAUCUUGUCAAUGCCACAGAGUCUUUGAAGACAAGUGAAAACUGGAUGCCCAUCUGUCUGCCAAAGUUUGACCCAAAUGGUUACCUGUAUGGCCAUGUGUCAUAUCUGGCUGAUGAUUGUGAGGCUUGUCUGCUGUUGCUGUCUGUGGACAGAGAGCAAUUCUUCACGCUGUCUGAAGCCAAGCAGAAGAUUGUUGAUAGGUUGCGAAGACACCACUGUCUGGAGGGCAUCAACACAGCCAUACGUAGCUCAGCAUACACCGUGGGAGCUGUUGGGGCCCCAGAGCUGAGACAUUUUCUCUACAAGUCAAAAACCACUGCACAGUUCACUUGCCCUGAGUAUACUGCUCCGUACCAUACGCAAAAGCAGCAGCAGAAGCUGUUUGGCCUGUACCAGCAGCUACACCAUCGGGUUCACUCAGUGUCACGUCCACUCAAGAUGGUGUACAUGGUCAUGGACACACACACACUGCUGGGAUGGGUUACGAAGGAGUUUGAGCUGUAUGCAACACUGGAGCCUCUAGUCACUAAACAUAAUGCCAUCAUCUACAUAAAUAAGCUGCUCAGGUGGAUCAAGAAUGAAGAGAACAAGUUGUUUAUAUUAAGCUCUCCCACUUUUUAAAUUCUGUAAAUAUUUUAUACAUAUUCCAGUAUUGUACAAAUGUGAUCUCUGUACUUCCUUUUUUAUUGUUCCUGAUUCGUGAUAUUUAUAUAUUUAAAGUGUACAUAACUGUUAAUUCAUUUCUGAAUCAAGUUAAUGACACUAUAAAUUUGUUAAUAAACAUUCCAAAAAUGA